AUGCCGACCUUGGUCAUGGGCAUGCUGCCCACCCGCCAGGGGGAAACGCUCCAGCCCUGCCCUAAAGAUAGCCAGAGGCAGGGCCUCUUCUCCCAUGGGCCCAUGGGGAGACCAGCCGAUGGGAAGGUCGGUGCCGUGCCCAGGGAAGAUGGGUUCCGUCUGCCUGUGGCUGUCGAUGACCUCAUGGCUGCCCUGAGUUGGCCCCGGCCCUCCCAGCAGCUGGAUGUGCUCCGGGCUGUUCCCCAUGUGGCCUGGUCUGACUACACUGAGGAGCUGGGCCCCGGGGGCAAGGCCCACAGCCUCCCCCUGUGGUCCACAUGCCAGGAGGCCAGGGAUGGCGACAGCUCUGUGUCAUCAGGCCGCCUCUCUGGCUCCUCGGGGGGCCACGAGUCAUGUGUGCCUCCCCGUGGGCCCUGGAAGGAGAGGCUGCCACAGGUGCUGGGGCCCCAGCGACAGCCCAGGAGGAGCGACCCACGGCUGGAGCAGCUGAAAGACAAGAUCCGGGCCCAGGCGCAGUGGCAGGCGAGCUGUGCUUCCCUGGGCACCUCGGCACCCUCCAGUGCCUCCCGCCUCUCCACGGCCUGCUCGCCAGUGCUCCGGAGAAAGACUCGCAAGGUGGCCGAUGCCCUUCCUGCCCCUGUACACCCAGACUCCAGCUACCUGAGCAAGGCUGGGCAUAGAACUGAAGACAAGCCAUCUUCCAGCCGGGGACUUGAGCUGUCCAGGGUCUGCCAGCACCAGGCUUCGGUUCUGAGGGAGAAAACCAAAAGGACCAAAAGCAGCUCUUGCAAAAGAGAGAAAGCCCCCAAGUUGCCCUCCCCCAGGAGAGCUGCCAAGGACAAAGAUUCUGAGUUGGUUGGGGUUCACACCUGGAGAAAAGGACAAGCUCUGGUGAGGUUGCUGCUCGGGCCCCCUCCCGCCCUCCCCAGGCUCCAGAGCAAGGCACCCUCAGGAGACCCAGCCCCCGCCGCAGAAUUAGUGGCCACUCUGCCCAGAGCGGGUGGCCCUGUGCCCUGUGCCAGGCACAGCCUCGAGACACCCAGACACCUGCCCUCAGGGCUCCUGCAUGUGGAUGAGGAGUGUGGAAGGGACGGGGCAGGGCUGGGCCUGAGGGCUGCUCCCUCCCGCCUGCCCGCGGCUCCUGACUCCUCCCUGGGGCCUGUCUUUGCAGGAGACGGCAAGAGAGUUGCAGCCGCCCAGCGCUUGCCUGUCCACGACCGGUCGCCCAGUCCCACCUCUGCCCGCAGUGGCCAGCAGGUGUCUGACGACACACCCAGCCGGACUUCCUGUAAUCCGCCAGAGACAAUCCGGGCUGCGAUGGCCAUCCUGCGAGACCUCCACCAGCAAAUCCAGGCCGGGCUGGAGUUGGCCCAGGGCCACAGGAGGGGACGGAAGCUGCAGCAGCCCAAGCUGUGUCCAUGGGACCUGGUACAAGGGAGGCAGCAGGGUCUUCCGAGUGCCCCGGAUGCGCAGGGCUCCUUGGCGAAGAGUCCUUGGGCCUCAGCAGAAGGAAAGUGCUACCCUUUAGAGAGGGCUGGGAGCUCCCCCACCCGGCGGCCCUGGAGCCCCUCCGUCAAGUGGCAAGCCUGUCCGCAGAGGGCCUGGGUGGCCCGAAGACAGGGCCCCUCUUUCCAGAAACCUGACAGCCCCCCUGAGAGGUUGGGCUCUUUCUCCCAGCGGCCCUGGAGUGCCUCGGCCGGGCAGGCUUGGGUGCCUUAUGAAGACCGGGAGGCCCCUGCCCCUAGGCCAUGCAGCCCUCUGGAAAGACACACCCCUGCCCAGCGUCCUUGGAGCACCUCCUUUGUGCAGAGGGCCAGCGCCCCGGGCAGUGGCAGAGGCGACGUCCCCGCUCCCUUGGGAGCUAAGCAUUGCUGGCCGAGGCCCACCCGGAGUGUCCCUCAGAACCCGCCCAGGAAGGAGAAGGACAUACCACUGUCACCGCCACCCUCCCCGAAGCCCCGGGGGCCCCUCGGCCACCAGCACAGCUCUGAGUCCGUGCGGGAGUUCGUGCGCCAGAAGGCGCUGGCCCGGCAGUGGCGGGCCCCGGAGGAGAAGGCCUCGGCCCUGCGGACUCUGGAGCUGAGAAACCAGAGGCUGCAGGAAGUGUACAGGCAGCAGAGGGAGGCCGUCCUCGGCAAAGCCGUCCCUGUGGUCUCACAGACCAGCCCCAGCAUCGUCACCUUCGUCCCCAGUUCCACACAGUCUGGGGGUCUGGAAGCCCCUGGGAGCCUGGAGUCGCCGGUGCUGCAGUGGAGCAAGGUGACCUCCGGCGUGAUGCUGGGGGACCAGGAGGCCCGGGGCAGCUUCUGCCUGUGUCUGAACAGAGCCUGGAGCCGCGCAAAGGCCCUGGAGAUGGGAGGUCCCCAGGGCGGCUGCGAUGCUGCCCCAUCGCUGCCGUCUGCCACUUGCCCCCUGGGGCCCCUGAAGCUCCAGGACCUGACCACCCACUACCUGCCCCACGGGCUGUGCGUCUGCCUGGACCCCCAGGACACUGAGCACCCCGAAGCAUCCAUGCCCCUGCACUUGGAGCACAAGCAGGCGCGGCUGCAGGCGCUGGAGACCAUGGCCAGUGUCCUCAAGCAGCGGAUCGACAUCCUGACCGACAAGCUGCACAGGCCCGAGGCACUGGAUGCCGUUGGGGACUGGGCCUCGGACCUGCCACCUUUGGGCCCCUGCAGCGUGCCUGCUGCCCCCGCACUCACCGCCCCAAACUGCUCUGGAGCCUUGGUGCCCGGCGGGGGCAGAGGGGCGCCCCAGGACUGGGAGGGCAUGCAGGCCCAGCCCCUCCUGUCCCCCACCUACUUCUUGGACAGCCCUGGCUGGGAGUGGCAGCGGAGUAAGAGCCUGUGGGCCCACCACGAAGGCAAGCCCCAAGGUUUCGUGGAGGAGGGAUGUUCGGAGCUGGAGAAGAGGCCGCAGAGAAGUGCGGCUCCCUUCCGGGCCCGCGGCCCCUUCGCAGGCGGCACACUGGCAGCAGACGCCAACCUGGCCCGAGAGCCCGUCUCCAGGCAGCCCAGGAACCCAGGCUUGAAAACUCAGUGCUGUGACCAGAAAGACACAGCCAAGGGUGGGGGGUUUCUGGAAGAAGGCAAGCCAGUGGUCGUCGCAGAGGGCUCACCUGGCCCAGUGCUGGUGCCCACCACAGUCCAGCAGGGGCACCUGAGACAUCUGCUCAGGGCCCAGGGCUGCCCUCGGCCUGGCAGCCGGGCUCAGUCCAGCUGGUGGAACCGAAUUACUGUGACGGGGGCGGAGGGCGGGGGGAGCACUGGGCUGGACGUCUCCUUCUCUGAUACCCCCCCAGCUAUUGAGAAGGGGGCAGCAGAUGCCACCUCCUCAGCAUCUAUGUCUCAGCCCCAGGGCCGUCCUUCUUUCUGUAACAUUCUUUCCCUGUCUGUGCCCCACGGUGCUGUGCAGUCCCCGCCUGGCCUCAACAUACACCCAUCUCUCCUGUGGUACUGUGAGCUGGGGGACAUGGGCCACUCCCACACCCCAGCCCCUCACAGCGCUUGCCCAAAGCAGGUGCAUGGCUGUCACCUGUGGACCCUGUGGCACCCUCGGGGGCUGCAAGAGGCCAAUUCCCCGCCUAGUGUCCACGGCUACAGCUCACAAGGGUUGCCAGCCAUACCGGACCCUGCCUUCGGCUCCCUGCGGCUGGAGAAGGUGCCGCCGGCCAGCGGGGCAGGCUUGUUUACCCCCUGGACCACCCAGAGCUGCGAAUACCUGAGACAGGUGAUUUAUACUGAAUGGAAAUGUACUGGCUCACAGUCUGGAGCCUGGAAGUCCAAGAGCAAGGUGCUGGCAUCUGGCGACGGCCUUCCUGCUGCGUCUUCACGUGGCGGAAGCUCUCAGUGGGCCCAGGCCCAGGAGAAGGCGCAGGACAAGGCCAGGAAAGAGCACACUGCCCGCCCCUCCUGCCGGGCAGUUCCUCCUGGUGGCAGCCUUCACAGGGCUGGGCGCGCCAGUGGCGGGCAGAGUCAGCAGGAGCCUGGCAGGCCGCAUCUUGAAGACCCGAGUACUGGGCACCUUGCUGACAUCCAGCAGAAGUCCUUGAGCUUCCCGGAGUCCCUGAAGCUGGACCAUCGGAAGCAGGAGCAGGUGCUGGCCUUCCUACGGCAGCAGGCAGAGCGGGAGGUCUGGGAGACGCAGAUGACCCUGGAUGGGCUGCUCUUCAAACGCCAGCUGGAGCGGCUGCUGGGAAAACACUCAACCCAGGCCAGGCCAGAUGUGGCUGUGAAGCUGGAGCAGCUGCAGAUUUGUGGGGACCCAGAACCAACGACAACCUCUGUGAAGUGUGCUCUUCUCACCUGCAGGUCACACCCACCCCCGGGCAGAGAUGCUGCCCUGUCUGCCGGGGAUCCUGAGGAUGGACUGGAGAGCGGCCCAGGCAAGUCAGCUUCUGCAGAGCUGGGGAGGCCUGACGGAGCCCUCUCCCAGCUGCCCCAGGCCAAGCUCCACCCUUUGGACAACCCCACCCAUCAGAUGCUGGAGCAGGGCCUGCGGGAGGAGGAGCUGCGCGCGCAGCACCAGGCCGCGCUGCUGCGCCUGCGCGAGAAGGCGCUCGAGGAGAAGACGCUCUCGGAGCUGGCCUGGCUGGAGCAUCAGCGAGGGUGUCUGGGGAGCAAGGGGGACAAGGCGGUGUUGGCCACCCUGGUGGAGAAGCAGCAGCAAAUUCUCAGCAGGUGCGAGAAGGAGCAGAGGGAAAUCCGAUACCUGCGGAACAUUCACCUGUUCAUGCACCAAAACAGGAAGCUGCUCUUGCAGCAUCAGAGGGACAUCCUCUCCAUGCAGAGGUCUGUGGCCCACCUGCGACAGGAGCUGCAGACCCGCACCCAGGGUUCCAGCCCCCAGGUUAAGGGCUCUGACACAUCCCCACAGCCUGAAGGGUCACCACAGUGCUCCCUGUGCCCUCUGACACCACGCGGGCCUGGCAGUCCCCCCAGCCAUGGCCCCCAGGGAAGCCGCGAGAGCUCGGAAGUCACACACUGUCCCACUGAGGAGCAGGGCAUGGCACUCCCCCAGACAACUCUGGAUGCACACAGUCACCUGCAACCUCCAAGGUCAGCGCAGGGAGAGGACACACCUGAGGCCGGUGGCUGGCCUGACACCUGGGGCCAGCUGGUGGAAAGGGGCAGCCAUGUCAGCCAAGAUCCCGGGCAGCGGUCACACGUCCAUCUGCUGGGCCUUCAGCACAUGAGCUCCCUGGACAUCAGACAGCCACUGGCCCCAGCCUUUCCUGCUGUCCAGGUGGAAGGGAGCCCCUCCACAGCUCAGCUCAGGUUGCAGGAGGCCAAGGAGCCACCCCCAGGUAAGCCCCCUGGAAAUGGCUUGUGUGCCUCCCCUGCGUGGGUCUUGCCAGAAGCUUCUCCCACAUCCAGAGGAUCCUGUCUGAGACUGGUGCCCAGCUGCCAGACAAGGACAGGGAGGCCCACAAGGGAAGCGGAAGAGGACGGGCCUUGGUGGCCUGCCACCCUGGUCGCAGACCCCUUCACUGCUAGAAGACUGGCUGGCUCCAUUUCUUACAGGAGCACUGAUGCCCCACAGCCAUAUGUACUGGCCGUCACCGUUCUGGGGGCUGGCCAGACACCUGCACCCCUCUCAGGUCCUCGGUUCCUCCCAAGUUCCCUUGGGCCUGGGUUUCCCAACAACCUGCCAGGUCCCAGUGGGGAUGAAGGACGAAGGUGUGGGGAGAUGGUGGUGUCACAGGUGAAGGCCCUGGUGCUCCCUGGGGAAGGCUGUGCUGUGCCCCCCACCUUGUCCCCACGUUGCUGGUCUUUCAGCUGUGCCGCAGGAGAGCCUCUGACCAAGCCCAGCCCUGCAUCAGCAGAGCAGAAGGCCUGGGCUCCUGCAGACAGCCGGGGACGAAGCUGGAGCCGGCACACCCCUUCCGGGGGCAGAGAGGUCCCCUGUGGUCCCCGCGGAGCCAGCCAGGUGGUUGAAGGCAGCAGGAGCCGAGAGGGCUCGGAUUUGGGGCUUGAGUUUGCUGAGAGCCCUGUGGGGGAGCCCCAGGAAAUGGAGAGCUGGUCGUCAGGGGAGCAGAGGAAGGAGGCCUGUCAGCAGGAGGACCGUGGCGCCCCCUCCGCCCAGCUGGCUGCCUCCCCAGCUCCUGUGGCCCCCGAGGAGGAGGUGCCACACACCCAACGCCAUGGUAGUCCCCUGCCCCAGCUGACUCCUCCUUUGGACCUGGGUUCCGCAUCUGCUUCUGGAACUUGCUCGGUGUCUUCAGAAGCCCCGGUGGCAUCCCACACCUCCAUGGCAGGCUCUGCGAGUAGCCCGUCCUGUCCCUCUCUCCAAGAGUUUCAGAAAGCAACUGCCACCCUGGUCCAGCUUUCUGAGAGCUCCAGCUCCCUGUCCAGCUUGGAAACUGAGGACACCCCAGAUGCAGACCUUAGCAGGUCCGGAGAGUUCUCUGCUCACGACUCCCGGGAGGAACUUGGCCCGCCUUUGUCCUGGGGGCUCCAUCGGGGUGAGCCUCAGCUGGGCAGUGUUGGUGGGGGUGGAAGACCAGUGACCUGGCAGAGGCUGGGUGGCAGCAGGGCUGGUCCCCUGCGUGGCUCCUCCAUGGACGCAGCUGUGGCAGGAGGCCUGGAGCCAGAGCGAAGCCCCCAACAGGCAGGAUGGCUGUUGCCACUCCUGGAUGCCCCCUCUCCGAGGGCAGGGUCAGAGCUGUCAGAGGCCUCCAGCAAAGUCUGGGAUGAAGACGGCGGCGAGAACCUGACAGCAGCUGGCACUGGUGCUGAGCCAGCCUCAGGGAGCCCCUCACCUGCAGGCGGCUCCUCCGACUUCAGAAACGAUGGGGAGCCCCACGAGGCUCUUCCCUGCGUGGGCCUUGGGGAGGAGCAGGAAGAUUCUGGAACCAGCGAGAGCCUGACAGGUGGAUCAAAUAUAGGAAAAGCCAGGCGGGUGUCCCCCACGGCAGCCUGUGUGCUGUUCCCAUCCCAAACCUCUUCCACCAGUGACUUGGACCUGUCACUGUCCUUUCCCUCGGGGACCUCCACAUCUGAAGGCAUGGAUUCCAGCAAAGGAGAGGUGGGGUCUCCGCAGGCCUCGGCUGGCUGCCAGGAGGGGCCUCGGGGUGCAGACCUGAGUCCAUUCAGCAAGAGGAAACCCCUGCAGGCUUCUCCUGGGGACCCCAGUGGGUUGGCACCCCCAGUCGCGGAGAGCCAGGCACCUGGGCGUGGGGGGAACUUCCUGGAGGAAGCUCUCCCCCCACUUGCUGGCAGACUCUUGACAGAGAUCCUGUCUCCCGUGGAUGAGAUGCUAUCCUACGGCAGUGCAGACCUCCCGUCUUCCAUCCACAGGGAUGCCCACCGCCCUCCACCCCAUCCUGCCCCCCAGGCAAAGAGUGACUCUGACGCUGCCAGCCUGUGCUCGGAUGAAUUCCCUUCCUUGCUGGAGGAGGCUGUGCUCCCUGGGGUCCCCCUAGGGGAGGACACCUCCAUCACCACUGAGGAUGUGUCCUCCUUGUCCGAGGAGGGUCUGCCGGGGGCACUGUCCCCGGGACCCCAGGAGUUGGGGCUCUGCCUGGGGGCGGCUGGGCAGGGCAGAGGCCUCAAGGAUGAACUGAGUGCAUCGAGUUCUAUGGUGGGAAAUGAGGCCAUGGGCAGCUGGUGGUCUGGACCAGUCAGCUUGCCAGUGUCCCCCUUGCACGAGGUGGCAGGCAGUGCCCCUGGGGGGCUUGCAAGGCCAUCACCACAGUCCCUAACUCCACCCAGAGUGGCCUGUGUGGCCGGGGAGGGUCUAUCGAGGCUAUUGGUGGCUGGCAACACAAAUGUGCUAUUUGAUACCUGGUGGGUGGACCAGGCUCCUGCUUUGGGCACAGGGUCCUGGGCUGGCGCAGACUUGGAGGAGGCCUCGGGCACUCUGGGGGAGCCCUGGGAAGGAGAGUGGUGCUCAGAGACUGCAGAGGGCCAGGGAGGGGUGGGGCACCUCUCAGUGGGUCUGGAUGAGCCCCAGGAUACCACUUCAUCUGUAGCCGGGUCCCUGGGCAUUCGAGACUGUGCAUCCAAGACCCCCAUCAGGAGCCGAGACCCCAAAGAAAUGCUGUGUGAGAGCAGUCAGCCAGCUGCACCCCCACAUUCCCCACUGGCAUCCCCAGCAGCCCCACCCCCAGGCCAAGUGCCCUUGGGGGGUGGCAGACAGACUGGAUCCCUCGGGGGUGCUGGUGAGGAGGGUGAGGGGGUCCUGAGCUGCUGGGUGGAGGACCAGCCCGGGGCCAAGGCCUUCCUGGGCAGAGAGCCGCCCCUGGGGAGAUACUCGGAGGGCGGCUCUGCCUCAGGUCCCUGCAUGGAUCUCCUGGGCAGGGAGAGUGACCAGGUGGUGGAUCUGGUCUCCACCCAGCUCUCCAGAAUGAUCCUGUGCGACACCUUAGCCACGCUCUCAGAGUGCGCCCCAUGGGGCAGCCCCUAGAGGGGUUUUGCUGGAAGCGCAGGGAUGCACAGACCUCUGGGGUAUCAUUGUGUAGUUUUGUGCAGACGCACAUGCAUCCGUGAGCGCAGGAGUCUUGGGGAAGCCUGGACUUCCCCAGGGCGGAUGGGUCACACACAGUAGCCAUGCUGGGGCCAGCUGUGUGGGACAUGCUGUGAUCUGAAUGUGUGUCCCCUCCAAAGCUCAUGUUGGAACUUAAUCCCCAGUACGGCAUUUAAAAGGUGGAGGUGGAGGUAAUCAACUCAUGGGCUAAUGCGUCAUCAUGGGUGUGGACUGGUGGCUUUAUAAGGAGCACAUGAAAGAGCUCUUGCUGCUCUCCCCGUGUGACACCCUGGUCACCACGGGACCCUGUGGAGCAUCGCCACCGAGAAAAAGGCCCUCACCAGAUACACCCC
Messenger RNA from Cynocephalus volans (Philippine flying lemur), 8819 nucleotides. It is a transcript of the gene CCDC187, whose product is annotated as coiled-coil domain containing 187. Gene Ontology annotation, molecular function: microtubule binding. Gene Ontology annotation, biological process: microtubule anchoring. The record is from RefSeq and is a predicted model, not a curated record. The transcript has 33 exons. Gene Ontology annotation, cellular component: centrosome. Bases 1 to 8406 code for a protein of 2801 amino acids. NCBI's taxonomy places the organism in Eukaryota, Metazoa, Chordata, Mammalia, Dermoptera, Cynocephalidae.